Molecule: messenger RNA, 613 nt
Organism: Tauraco erythrolophus (red-crested turaco)
Lineage: Eukaryota; Metazoa; Chordata; Aves; Musophagiformes; Musophagidae
Source: RefSeq, a predicted model, not a curated record
AUGCCCGACCCGCCUCCCGGCCUGCGGGGUGAACGCGCGGUUAAGCCGCCCGUGCCCUCUCGCCCCUGCUCGCGAUCCGGAGAGGGCCCGUACGGCAUUUUUGCUGGAAGAGAUGCAUCCCGAGGUCUUGCCACUUUCUGCCUGGAUAAGGAGGCUGUGAGGGAUGACUAUGAUGACCUCUCUGAUCUCAAUGCUACACAGCAAGAGACCUUGAGGGACUGGGAGUCACAGUUCACUUUUAAGUAUCACCAUGUUGGUAAGCUGCUGAAGGAAGGGGAGGAACCCACUGUAUACUCAGAUGAAGACGAGAAAGAUGCCCAGGAUGCAAAGAAAGACUAGAGGGUGCAGUGAGGAACAAUCUAUUUUUCAGUCAUAACGGAUCAUUUGUAACAUUCCACUUCUGUUUUACAAGCUGCAACAGCAGCAAUGCGUACAAAAGGUCUAGAGUUACGGUGACUUGUUUCUUUUCAAAGGUUUCCUUUUCAGGUUCAUUGGUGAACUACUAAAGGUCUAGGAUCUGUCUUCCUUUAAACUUGCAUAAUCUGAAGUAUGCACGGAAAAUGUCUGUGCUAAAGUAAACCGCAGUUUUGGCAAUAAAGGACUAUUACGGUUU